Messenger RNA from Haliotis rubra (blacklip abalone), 2231 nucleotides. RefSeq names its product probable N-acetylgalactosaminyltransferase 9. The transcript is spliced from 11 exons. Gene Ontology annotation, cellular component: Golgi apparatus. NCBI's taxonomy places the organism in Eukaryota, Metazoa, Mollusca, Gastropoda, Lepetellida, Haliotidae. The coding region runs from base 70 to 1773 and encodes 567 amino acids. The record is from RefSeq and is a predicted model, not a curated record.
AUAGACAACACAGCAACAUUCCUUCAAAGUUGUCAUUUCAGCUUUGGAAUUGACAGCGCGCGAUACAGGAUGAGAGUCGUACGGUUUAGAAAGUUUAAAAUUAAGCAUGUACUGUUUUUGGCAUUAUUUUGCGUGAGUGCAGCGAUUCUGUACAUAAACUUCAUCGGACAAUGGCUGUCUUCUGAGAAGGUGCCAAGCCAUGUUCUGUUUAUGAGAAACAAGCGGUUCGAUGCUUAUCAAGCCAGUGAGCCACUUCGGACAGGUCCCGGAGAAAAAGGACUACCGGUGCAUUUAGAAGGAGAAGAAAAACUUUUAGGAGAAAAACUUAUGCAUAAAGAAGCUUUUAAUAUAGUUGCAAGUGAAAAAAUAUCGCUGGAGAGGUCGGUAAAGGAUGUCCGUGAUCACAGGUGUAAAGAUAUAAUCUAUCCUAAGAAUCUUCCAAGUGCAAGUGUUGUGAUAAUCUACCACAACGAAGCAUGGACGCCGUUACUGAGGACGGUGUACAGUGUGAUUAACCGAUCUCCGCCCGAGUAUCUACAUGAAGUUGUUUUACUAGAUGAUUUCAGUGACCGACCUGAGUUGGGAGACAAGUUGAAGACCUACGUGGAGAAGACCUGGCCUGAUGGCAUCGUGAAGAUGGUGAGGACCCAACAGAGGAGUGGCUUGAUACGGGCCCGUAUCGAAGGCGCCAAGGCUGCCACGGGUGAUGUCAUCGUGUUCCUGGAUUCUCACUGUGAGGCUGGGACACAGUGGUUGGAACCGAUCCUUGCUCGUAUACAAGAAAACCGGAAGACGGUGGUGUGUCCGAUAAUUGAUGCCAUCAACGACAACACACUGGAGUAUUCCGGACAGGGGGGCUACAACGUGGGUGGGUUUUCCUGGAGUAUGCACUUCACCUGGAGAGACAUCCCGGAGAGGGAGAAAGUUCAUCGGAAAUACACAGACCCAAUCAGCUCCCCGACAAUGGCUGGAGGCUUGCUGGCGCUGGACAGGAAGUUCUUCUGGGAGAUCGGAGCUUAUGAUGACGGGAUGGACGUGUGGGGAGGAGAGAACCUCGAGAUCUCCUUCAGAACCUGGAUGUGUGGGGGCCGGCUGGAGUUUCUACCGUGUUCCCGUGUCGGUCAUAUCUUCCGUUCCAGUCAUCCCUAUACAUUCCCAGGCGGCAAGGACACUCAUGGUUUAAACUCAGUAAGGGUGGCCGAGGUCUGGAUGGACGAUUAUAAAAGGCUGUUCUUUAUGCACAGACAUGACUUGAGGAAUAAAGACUUUGGUGAUAUAUCUGCCCGAGUUGAUCUCAGGAAGAAGCUGCAGUGCAAGAGUUUCAAGUGGUUCCUGGACAACGUGUACCCAGAGAAGUUUGUUCUGGAUGAGGACGUCCUAGCCUGGGGUUUGGUGAGGUCUGGGGGUAGUACACUCUGUCUGGACACCCUAGGCCGAGAGGACAAGAUUGAAUAUGAUCUUGGAGUUUUCAGUUGUCAGCACGGGGCCAGCGCAAAUGAGCUGUUUUCCUUAAGUAAGACGAAUGAGCUGCGGAGAGAGGAAGUGUGCCUCGACUCCCAGGGGGACGACGGCAGCGUUGCCAGGAUGAUGCUGUGUUUUAAAAAGACCCCCGGAAUGAAGUGGAAAUAUGAUGUGGUCCAAGGCACGAUUAUCCAGGAGAAGUCUGGCAAGUGUUUAGACAGAGCCAAGCUGACUGCCGGCGGCACCGUCAUAGUAAAUCCAUGUAACGGAGGAGACUCGCAGAAGUGGACAUUUGAAACAGUCAGCAUUUGAGGGAUUGUUUAGAAAGGUUAUUUAUUGAGCUUUCAGCUCCACUGAAUAUGUAUGUUGUAUAUAUGAGUAAGUAAAAUGUGUGUGUGGAACAUGUGACGAGUGUCUUCCUGUUCUGGACUCUAGGAUAGUGCAUUUGAUGGAAUAUGCAUGCUUGAGAGGGCAAUGGUUGGUACUUACUUUAGAUUGCUAGAUCCGAGAAAAUUGAUGUCAUUAUCACCUGUAUCUUAGCCUUCAAUUAUAAUUAAUUUCAGCAUAGGAUGCUGUAAAGAGGGCAAGAGAUUUCAACCAGUUGGAUCGUCAUUCAACAAGAAACAACUGAACCAAUAUUUUGCACACUACAGUCGGUUUGGCUCAAAUGCGGACCGUCGAAUUACAAUCUAACUCGAAAACUAUUAAACAUAACAUACUCAAUGAAACGCUGAUCAUAAUCAAAACAUCAUACCCACUCUGUGAGGUUU